AUACCACACACAUCGCAAAAAAUAUGUGAAUCUUAAGAGGAAAUACUUUCCACAAGAUUUAAAAGAUUCCACUUUCACACUAUCUGGUCAAAGUAGGAUGUCCAUUUCUCCAGAGGCUCCUCCAGGAACUCCAGAGUGGCUGGGCCAGUUCUCUGCACUCGGAGCGAGCAGAAGAACAACAUGACAGACCCUGAAGCUGUCUCCUCCCAGCAGAACGGUGCCGACCCGGCCGCUGAGUGUGAGCAGACACACACUGAUUCUGGCGAGCAGCAGAAAGCGGCGGCGGCAGAAGAAAGCAUUUCUGAAGUCGUGGAAGAAGACGAAGUGACAGAAGAACCUUUGGGUCCAGAUGACAUGGUGUGUGAUUCCUGCAUCGAGAGCCCCUGCAGGGCCAUCAAGUCCUGCCUCACCUGUCUGGUGUCCUACUGUGAGGCCCACCUCCGGCCUCACCUGGAGAACCCAAAGUUCCAGAACCACCGGCUGGUGGAUCCGCUCCGGGACAUCGAGAGGAGGACCUGCGAGGUCCACAAGUGGCCCCUGGAACUCUUCUGUUACGCCGACGACUGCUGCUUGUGUCAGGACUGCGUGGACGAGGAGCACAGGGGCCACAACACCGUCGCCGUGGUCGAGGCUCGCCGCCGGGUCGAGAGGGAGCUGAAAGACAAGCGCAGCGAGAUGACCAAGACGGUGACGGCGGCGGAGAACGCCAUCAACAAGCUGCAGCUCAACACCGUCUCCAUCGAGCAUUCGGUGACGGAGGUGCGGGCCGCCAUGGAGGAUCAGUUUGAGAGGCUGCGGGCGGCGGUGGAGAAGGCCAAGCGUGACGUGACGGACAUCCUGGAGGGCGAGGAGAAGCAGGCUCUGAGGCAGGCUGACGGCAUCAAGGUGCACCUGGAGCAAAGGUGCGGCGAGCUGAAGAAGACUCAGGCGCAGGUGGAGAAGCUCUCCAGGAACAAGAACGACGUGGACUUCCUACAGGAAUACUCUGAGUGGAAGAAGGAGGCGUCGGACAUUUCUCUGCCAGGCGUCUACAUCGGCCUGAUGGACCGCCUGCACUCCUUCAGCCGUGUGAUUGAGGACGCCACACAGGAGCUGUGUGCCAUGCUGGACACCUCCUAUGUGGACAAGAUCAAGCACACCUGCAACACAGAUAAGAUGGGCAUCAAGACGACGGUGCAGGCCAUGGUGGCGUCCAAACACAACAUGACCCUCCCUGACCCCGUGACCCGGGAGGACUUCCUCAAGUACGGCGCCCAGGUGAGCUUUGACGGGGACACGGCUCACGUCUUCCUGCGUCUGACCGAAGACAACCGCAAGGUGACCAACACCACGCCCUGGCAGCACCCGUACCCCGACCUGCCCGAGCGCUUUGACGGCUGGCGCCAGGUGCUGGCGGCCGAGAGCUUCUACCUGGGCCGCCAUUACUUUGAGGCGGACAUCAGCGGCGAGGGCACGCACCUGGGCCUGACCUACAAGAGCAUCGAGCGCAAAGGUGAGGAGAGCAACGGCUGCAUCGCCGCCAACAACUUCUCCUGGUGCCUCCAGUGGAACGGACGCAGCUUCUCCGCCUGGCACAGCGGCGUGGAGACGCCCCUCAGCGUGGGCAAGUUCACGCGCCUCGGCGUCUACGUGGACUCGCCCAAGGGCCUCCUGGGCUUCUACGGCGUGGACCACGUCAUGACGCUCAUCCACAGCUACCACGCCGACUUCCUGGAGCCGCUCUAUCCCGCCUUCUGGUUGUCCAAGAAGGAGAACGUGGUGGCUUUGGUGGCGCCUGGCGAGCCCUUGCCUCUCAAGAGCCCCUCCCCUCCCACCUCGCCCACCAAUGGCGUUCCUCUGCCCUGAACACCUGUGCACUCAUCACCACACAGUUACACAAAUCACAUCCAUCCACGGGCCA
Molecule: messenger RNA, 1900 nt
Organism: Nerophis lumbriciformis (worm pipefish)
Lineage: Eukaryota; Metazoa; Chordata; Actinopteri; Syngnathiformes; Syngnathidae
Gene: trim16
Product: tripartite motif containing 16
Molecular function (GO): protein binding; zinc ion binding
Source: RefSeq, a predicted model, not a curated record